CGAGCUACGGGCCAACAACUGGCCCACGCGGCCAGCAACUACGCCCGUGGCCACUACACCAUCGGCAAGGAGAUCGUCAAUCUAGUUCUGGACAGGAUCCGCAAACUGGCCGAUCAGUGCACCGGUCUGCAGGGCUUCCUCAUCUUCCACUCGUUCCGUGGAGGUACUGGCCAGAGCCAGAGCAUCACCUCGCUACUGAUGGAGCGUCUCUCCGUGGACUACAGCAAGAAGUCCGAGCUGGAGUUCGUCGUGUACCAAGCUCAUGUAAAUAGAAUAGUUUAAAUAACCCAAAAAACAAACUUGCUUAUGAACAAGAAAAGCAGCAAGUCAUAAAAACUAUAGAAAUACUUUUGGUCCUAU
Molecule: messenger RNA, 360 nt
Organism: Drosophila teissieri
Lineage: Eukaryota; Metazoa; Arthropoda; Insecta; Diptera; Drosophilidae
Product: tubulin alpha chain-like
Exons: 1
Biological process (GO): mitotic cell cycle; microtubule cytoskeleton organization
Cellular component (GO): microtubule; cytoplasm
Molecular function (GO): structural constituent of cytoskeleton; GTP binding
Source: RefSeq, a predicted model, not a curated record